GCGAAGCAGCGGCGACCUCGAAGGAGAGGGCUGUCACGAUAUAUCUGGAAGAGAAGUUUAUACAAACUUUCUUGCGCCACUAAAGCUGCGGACAAACACGCUCUUGCUUCCGCGGGGAUUGAUGGAAUGUUUCUUUGUCCGUCGGACAAAGCGCCAUUGAGAUCCUGGACCGGAGGCCCGUGCGCCCGACAGGCAGCAGCACAGCAUCCGAGGGCGGCUCGGUGACCGAGCGUGGGUGCCGUCACUUGGGUGCACGAGGUCACGUAAGAUCGGCGACCUCACAUCUCUGAUGCCGACAUCUUCUCUGUUCAGCUCAAUUGAGGGUAUCGGCAACGAUCUAUAUGCUCGAGCGGGCGCACGACACUGUAGUUGG
This is a messenger RNA of Mycena citricolor, 373 nucleotides long. The record is from the annotation of a GenBank genome assembly. Lineage: Eukaryota; Fungi; Basidiomycota; Agaricomycetes; Agaricales; Mycenaceae.